This is a messenger RNA of Cladocopium goreaui, 753 nucleotides long. NCBI's taxonomy places the organism in Eukaryota, Dinophyceae, Suessiales, Symbiodiniaceae. The record is from the annotation of a GenBank genome assembly.
AUGAUCCAAAGCCUCUUGACGUUCCUGUCGGGGAUUCUGAACGAACUGGAUGAUGACUUAUUGGAGGACUGGAAGCAGCACGCCCUGCAGGUGGAACUUCCCUUGGUCCAGGGCUCCAUCAGCGUCAGCGCCUGGCCCGGGCUGUGCCAACACCUCGGGGAGCUGCCGCCCUGCGUUACGGCCCAAGAGUUGAGAGAGACGCUGUGGCAACAGGCCUUUGUGGAGAACCCCACACGUGCGCCGGGGCACCGCAACUUCCGGCGCUUCGCAUUGCUCUCGGCGCAGAUGGUGGCCAUCGGGGUGGAGUUGGAAUCGGAGAAGGUGGAGCUGCUCGUGCGACAGGUUCUGAAUUUAGAUCGCCCCUGGCGCGAACGCCGCGAUAUGCUCAGCGGCAUCUUGACCGCCGCCUCGGUGGUGGAUCGACGGAAGGUUGUGGAGAAUUUGGACCGACGCUUCGAGCAACAUGCAGAAAUCGAUGACUUUGAGAUUGUCUGUGGCAUUGCGGAGCACAUCGGCGUCGAAAUCCCACCAGAUGGGGCCAUCCGGCGCUGCGCGUUGCGUCGCUGGGCGCUGGACACCAAGAGGGGCGGCGCCUUGCCCGUGUCGCGCCUCAGCGACUUCGUGGAUCGCGACGUGGCCAUCGGCGAGGACGUGGCCUGCAGCCUGCGGCAGCGCGGCCGCGUCGCGGAUGCGGCGCUGCUGCUGUCAAAGCUGCCGAACGAGAGAAGUGGAGAAGAUGUGGACGCUUGGUAA